AUGAAUUAUUCAUAUACGGUAUUUGAUAGCAUUUCUAAUCGCGUAAUUCAAGCAGAAAAUGCUUCAAAAUCAAAUCUAUAUAAUCAUCUAUUGGAAAUAUGUAUUACAAAGCAUACUUUAUGUAAUAAAACAUACUAUUUGAAAAUAUCGGCUUUCUUGAAGACGUCAAAUUUUUCGCAAUUUUGUUUGAAUAAUUCAGUAUUUCAUGUCGCUAUUGAAAAUAUUCUUAAAGAAAUUUUAAUUUUAAUAAAUUUCACCUACUUUCCUCCAGAUAAGGAUUUUUACGAAGAAAUCUGGUCUUUCACCGAAACUAUUGGUUUAUUCCAUAAAGUGUAA
This is a messenger RNA of Funneliformis caledonium, 336 nucleotides long. Lineage: Eukaryota; Fungi; Glomeromycota; Glomeromycetes; Glomerales; Glomeraceae. The record is from the annotation of a GenBank genome assembly.